AUGUUUGCAAUCCUUUAUAAGAUUGACAUAAUUCUUUUAUUCAAUUUAGGAACUAGUACAAGAUACUCCACAAUUCACCAAUAUAACAAAAGAUCAUACACACACUUCAUCAAUCAAAUACCAUCAAUUAGUAACGAUAGAUCAUACACUUCAUCAAUCAAAUACCAUCUAUUAGAACCCUCCACCAGCACCACCACCUCCUCCAAACCCUCCACCGGCACCACCACCUCCACCAACACCCCCGCCAAUUCCUCCACCAGCACCACCACCAGCACCCCCGCCAAUUCCUCCACCAGCACCACCACCACCUCCUAAUCCUCCACCACCACCAAGGCCUCCACCAGCUCCACCUCCACCGCCAAUUCCACCACCACCCCCUAA
Asparagus officinalis (garden asparagus) is the source of this 381-nucleotide messenger RNA. Its product is annotated as bypass of stop codon protein 1-like. The transcript is spliced from 4 exons. Lineage: Eukaryota; Viridiplantae; Streptophyta; Magnoliopsida; Asparagales; Asparagaceae. The record is from RefSeq and is a predicted model, not a curated record.